Molecule: messenger RNA, 336 nt
Organism: Phoenix dactylifera (date palm)
Lineage: Eukaryota; Viridiplantae; Streptophyta; Magnoliopsida; Arecales; Arecaceae
Source: RefSeq, a predicted model, not a curated record
AUGGCAAAGAACAGCAUGUUAGGCUUGGUGCUGGCCUUCGCCAUCGCCGGAUCCCUACUCUCUGGUGCCGGUGCACAGGGCGGGUGCCCAGGCGAUUUCGAUGCAUUGGUUAAGCAGUGCAAAGAAUACGUUGGGAAGUCGGGGCCUCUGGUCCCGCCCUCAGUGCAGUGCUGCUCCGUCGUCAAGAGUGCAGACAUUCCAUGCAUCUGCAAGUACGUCACACCAGAAGUGGAGAAGGUUAUCAGCAUGGAGAAGGUGGUCUACGUCGCGAAACAAUGCAGUCGGCCUCUGAAGCAUGGAAGCAAAUGUGGAAGUUACACAGUCCCAAUGGCAUGA